Messenger RNA from Pteropus alecto (black flying fox), 2928 nucleotides. RefSeq names its product bromodomain testis associated (gene BRDT). Lineage: Eukaryota; Metazoa; Chordata; Mammalia; Chiroptera; Pteropodidae. Gene Ontology annotation, biological process: chromatin remodeling; positive regulation of transcription elongation by RNA polymerase II. The record is from RefSeq and is a predicted model, not a curated record. The coding region runs from base 1 to 2787 and encodes 928 amino acids. Gene Ontology annotation, cellular component: chromatin; nucleus. The transcript is spliced from 18 exons.
AUGUCUCUGCCAAGUAGACAAACAGCUAUUGUUAACCCUCCACCACCAGAGUACAUAAAUACUAAGAAAAAUGGGCGAUUGACAAAUCAACUACAGUAUCUACAAAAAGUUGUUCUGAAGGCUUUAUGGAAGCAUAGUUUUUCCUGGCCUUUUCAGCAGCCUGUGGAUGCAAUGAAACUUAAAUUGCCUGAUUAUUAUACCAUUAUAAAAAAACCAAUGGAUUUAAGUACAAUUAAGAAGCGCUUGGAACAUAAAUAUUAUGUGCAGGCUUCAGAAUGUAUAGAAGACUUCAAUAUGAUGUUCUCAAAUUGCUAUUUAUACAACAAGACUGGAGAUGACAUUGUUCUCAUGGCACAAGCUCUAGAGAAGUUGUUUAGGCAGAAAUUAUCUCAAAUGCCACAAGAAGAGCAAGUUGUGGGUGGUAAGGAAAGAAUAAAGAAAGGCAGAGCAAACAGCACUCAACAGAAUGUAGCAGUUUCUUCUGUUAAAGAAAAACAGUCCCCUAAAGCAUCAGAAAAAGUAUUUAAGCAGCAAGUGAUUUCCUCUUUAUUUCCUGAAACAUCUGUUUCUCCUUUAAAUAUGGCACAUGGUGCUCCAUUCAACUGUACCUCACAAACAGUUACCCAGGUUACAAGGGGCGUGAAGAGGAAAGCAGAUACAACAACUCCUACGACUUCAGUAGUUAAAGCAAGUGGUGAAUAUUCCCCAGCACUUACAGAAAAAAAAUCAGCAAAAAUGCCACCUGUAAAAGAAACUGUGCUGAAGAAUGUUUUGCCGGAUCCUCAACAACAACAUAAAGUUGUAAAGAGUGGUAAAGUAACUGAACAAUUAAGGCACUGUAGUGAGAUUCUUAAAGAAAUGCUUGCAAAGAAACACUUUUCAUAUGCAUGGCCCUUUUAUAAUCCUGUUGAUGUUAAUGCAUUGGGACUCCAUAACUACUAUGAUAUUGUGAAAAAUCCAAUGGAUCUUGGAACUAUCAAGAGAAAAAUGGACAACCAAGAAUAUAAGGAUGCAUAUGAAUUUGCUGCAGAUGUUAGAUUAAUGUUCGUGAAUUGCUACAAAUACAAUCCUCCAGAUCAUGAAGUAGUGGCAAUGGCAAGAAUGCUCCAGGAUGUUUUUGAAAUGCACUUUGCAAAGAUCCCAGAUGAACCCAUUGAGAAUAUGCCUGUGCGUAAUAUCAAAACAGAUACCACAAAAACCCUUGGUAGAGAAAGCAGUAGUGAGGCUUCCUCUGAAGAUAACUCUUCUGGUGAUUCUGAAGAUGAACGAGUUCAGCGUCUUGCAAAGCUUCAGGAACAGCUUAAAGCUGUUCAUCAACAACUACAGGUUCUGUCCCAAGUACCUUUUCAUAAGCUGAAGAAAAAGAAUGAGAAGUCUAAAAAGGAAAAGAAAAAAGAAAAGUUUAAUAACAGUGAUGAAAAUCCAAGAAAAAAGUUUAAGCAAGCAAAAUUAAAGCCCAAGAGCAAUCAGCCAAAGAAGAGCAUACAACAGCCCUUUGCUCUGAAAUCUGAGGAUGAUAAUGUUAAACCUAUGAACUAUGAUGAGAAAAGGCAGUUGAGUUUGGAUAUAAACAAACUCCCUGGAGAUAAACUUGGGAGAGUUGUUCAUAUAAUACAAUCAAGAGAGCCUUCACUGAGAAAUUCCAACCCUGAUGAGAUAGAGAUAGACUUUGAAACACUGAAAGCAACAACACUAAGAGAACUAGAAAAAUAUGUUGCUGCAUGUCUAAGAAAAAGACCACUAAAACCUCAGGGUAAGAAAAUAACGAAGUCCAAAGAAGAACUUCAUUCACAGAAAAAACAGGAGUUGGAAAAGCGGUUACUGGAUGUCAAUAAUCAGUUAAAUUCCAGAAAACGUCAAACAAAACCUGAGAAAACUCAGUUAUCCAAGGCUGUUGGAAGUGGUUCCCGAUUGAGUGAAAGCAGCAGCAGCAGCAGUAGCUCAUCAGAGUCUGAAAGUAGUAGCAGUGAUUCAAGUUCUUCAGACAGCAGUGAUUCCGAAUCAGAAAUGUUACCUAAAUUUACUGAAGUUAAACAGAAUGAUUCUCCUUCUAAAGAGAAAGUAAAGACACAGUCUUCUAUGCAAGAUACACUCUCUUGUUCUGCUACCCUUGUUCAUCAGACUACCCAUUCAAGUCGAACACCACCAAAUCACCACCAAUUAGCAUUUAAUUACCAAGAAUUAGAACAUUUACACAGUGUGAAAAACAUUUCACCUUCACAAAUCCUGCCUCCCUCAGGUGAUUCUGAACAACGCUUGAAUGGCCUAACUGUGAUGCAUCAGUCUGGUGAUGAUACAGUGGUGUUAGAACCUGAAAGUCAAGUUCUUGUGCAGAAGGAUAUAAAGAUCAAGAAUGCAGACUCUUGGAAAAGUUUAGGCAAACCAGUCAAAACUUCAGGUGUAUUGAAAUCCUCAGAUGAGCUCUUCAACCAAUUUAGAAAAGCAGCAAUAGAAAAGGAAGUUAAAGCUCGAACACAAGAACUAAUACGGAAACAUCUGGAACAGAAUACAAAGGAACCAAAAGUAUUUCAAGAAAAUCAGAGGGACUCUGGCUUCACUCUAGAAUCUUCUUCAAAUAAGAUGCAAAACAAGUGCCUUGGAGAGGAGCAGAAAGAACAUCAACAGUCAUUGGAAGCUCAAGACAAGUGUAAACUCUGGCUUCUCAAAGACCGUAAUUUAGCAAGGGAGAAAGAGCAAGAGCGGAGGAGGAGAGAAGCAAUGGCUGGUACCAUUGAUAUGACUCUGCAAAGCGACAUUAUGACAAUGUUUGAAAACAACUUUGAUUAAAACUGUUUUUAAAUUAACCAACUUAAAAUGAAUAAUAUAAAAGAUUAAAAUGCAUAUGGCAAAAUGAUUGCAUUCAGACACCAAGAUACGAAUCUUAUGCUGUAUUUUGACUGCUCUAAAAUGAUUAAACAAUUUUCACUU